CCACAAGAAACCCAGAAAUGGCUACAGCCUUGAAAAUCAUACGCUCCCAGGAGCCCAGCAUCAGCGCAGAGACCACGUACCCUCUGGAAAAUUCUCAGAAGACUUCAACAGCAGCUGUCCCUAUGGUGACCACUGUGGAACCAGGCACCCUUCAGUCCGUGGCCACAGGGAGUGGCCGCAUCAGCCUCCCUCCCUCACCCACAGGGUUCAUGACAGCGGCCAAGUCACCAGCAAGAGAAGCAACUACAGAAUGGGUCUCCCCCUCCCCAUCUGAGGACUGGACUAACACUCACCUUGGGACUCCAGAAGGGACCAAGAAGACACCGGGCACAGUGUCAGAGAUGACCACUGUCAUGAGCAAAGGUCAUGAAGAUAUGUCUUGGACAAGCCCUGCCUCCAUGGGGGAGACCAGCUCUCCAUCUUCCCUAGAACCCAUUUUUGCCACAAACUCACCUUCUGCACCUUUCUUGUUACAAGGGAACAGUACCUUCUCUCCUGUGCCUACAACCUCAGUUCUCACCUCUGACUUGGGAAAAACCACAGAGGUUUUGGGCACAAGCUUGGAACCUGUGACCAGUACACCUGAAAGUGUGACCAGCAUCUCACAGGAGACACUAACCUCUUCAGAAGCCACCAGCGAUACAGAAACAACUCAUUCUUCAAGAAUCACAGCAGUAACUGAUACGGGGAUCACUAGUUCAGGCAACACAGAGCCACCCGAAGCCACAUCUGCAAUGGUUAUCUCUUCUACCAGAAGAGACACCAGUGUCUCCACAUCAACUCCAGACUCUUCCAAAACUGCACAGAUUGAGACAGAGCCAACAUCUUCCUUGAUCGCUGGACAGAGGGAUACCAGCACCCACCAGGAGGAAAGCUUAAGUAGAGAUCCAUCCAAAAAUACAGCAGUAACCAAUAUGAGGACCACCGAUGAUGAACACGAAUCACGUUCCUUUGUCUCAACUGACUCAGAACCAUCCAAAACUGUAUUCCCAAUGAAUACAGCCAUCACCAUAGGGAAAACCACUGUUUCCACCCCAAUGUCUAGCUUCUCUGAGACUCCACGAAUUGAAGCUGAGACAAGUUCCUCCUUGAUGUUUGAAAUGAGGGAAACCAGCACCUCCAAGGAAACCAGCUCAUCCACAGACAAAACUACCAUCCUUCCUGAUAUGAACACUGGUUCUGUUACUGAGGUGGCAAGGACGGAAGACAUCUCCUCUGGUGGUGUGCUCAGUGCAAGCCCUGCCAUUUCUACCAUGUCACCAGUAAUCUCCACAGAAACUAUCACAAGGCUUUCUACUUUCCCCACAAUGACAGAAUCAACAGAAAUAACUGUCACCAUUGAACAAGGUCGUCCUGCAGCUACAUCACAGAGGACCCUUGAUUGGGACACAUCAACCACAAUAUCCAUGGUGGGGACCAACACAGCUGUGACUCAGGGACUUCUACACACAGCGCUGAUGACUCCCAUGAGCACAGGUGCUCAAGAGAUGUCUUGGACAAGCCCUGCCUCUGCGGAAGAAACCAGCUCUCCACCUUCCCCAGUGACUUUAUCUGCCGUGACAUCACCCUCCCCUGAGUCUCCCACAUUACCAGGCAGGAGCCCCUCCUCUCCUCCCACUGUGAUUUCACGUUUCACCCAUGGUCUGGUGAAGACCACAGACACAUUGGGUACUGGCUUGGGACCUGUGACCAGUUCACCUUCAAUUGAGAUCAGCUCCACCACUGAGCUACUGUCCACUUCUGGAGCCUCCACAAGUACAGAGGUGAUUCAGCCUUCCAAAAGCACAGCUGAGACCCAUGGGGCCAACACAAGCUCUGGACAUGAAGCUCAUUCUUCUACCCCAGCUGACUCAGAGCCAUCCAGUGUCUCAUCUCCAGUCGUCACUCUUUCCACAUCUAGAGAGACCACUGUUUCCACAUCAGUUACUCACUCGACUGAAACUACAAUGAUUGAGACAGCCUCCACAUCCUCUCUGAGCCCUGAACUCAGACACAGAGAGACAAGCGCCAUCCCACAGAACAGUUCAACCACAGAGAAAAUCACUCUUCUUUCCAAAGUGCCCACUGAUACGACUACUGAGCUCUCUAAGACACAACCCAUCUCCUCCACCAGCACGUCCAGCCCUGGCCCCACUCAGUCCACCAUGUCACCAGACACUCCUAAAGACAUCAUCACCAGCCUCUCUACCUCCCCCGUGACCGCAGAAUCUGCAGAAAUGACCAUCACCAGCCAGACAGGUCCCUCUGAGGCUACAUCACAGGGCACACUCACCUUGAACACAGCAACCGAAGCCUCUGGGGCAGGCACUCACCCAGCUGUGACUCAGAGCUUUACACACUCAGAGAUGAGCACUCUCAUGAGCAGGGGUCCCCAAGAUGUGUUUUGGACAGGCCCAAAGAAAGAAGAAACCAGCUCUCCACCUUCCCCAGUGACUUUAUCUGCUGUGACAUCACCCUCCCCUGAGCCUCCCACAUUACCAGGCAGGAGCCCCUCCUCUCCUACCCCUGUGACUUCACUUCUUACCCAUGGUCUGGUGAAGACCACAGACACAUUGGGUACUGGCUUGGGACAUGUGACCAGUUUACCUUCAAUUGAGAUCAGCUCCACCACUGAGCUACUGUCCACUUCUGGAGUCUCCACAAGUACAGAGGCGAUUCAGCCUUCCAAAAAUAUCACCAGGACCCAUGGGGCCAACACAAGUUCUGGACCUGAAGCUCAUUCCUCUACCCCAGCUGACUCAGAGCCAUCCAAUGUCACUUCUCAAACUGUUACUCCUUCCAUCUCUAGAGAGAACCCUGUUUCCACACCAGUGCCUCACUCUACUGAAACUACAAUGAUUGAGACAGCCUCCACAUCCUCUCUGAGCCCUGAGCUCAGAGAGACAAGCGCCAUCCCACAGAACAGUUCAACCACAGAGAAAAUCACUCUUCUUUCCAAAGUGCCCACUGAUACAACUGCUGAGCUCUCUAAGACACAACCCAUUUCAUCCACCAGUAUGUCCAGCCCUGGCCCCACUCAAUCCACUGUGUCCCCAGACACUCCUGCAGGCAUCAUCACCAGCCUCUCUACCUCUCCUGUGACCACAGAAUCUGCAGAAAUGGUCAUCACCAGCCAGACAGGUCCCUCUGAGGCUACAUCACAGGGCACACUCACCUUGAACACAGUGACCGAAGCCUCUGGGGCAGGCACUCACCCAGCUGUGACUCAGAGCUUUACACACUCAGAGAUGAGCACUCUUGUGAGCAGGGGUCCCCAGGAUGUGCCUUCGACAAGCCCUGCCUCUGUGGAAGAAACCAGCUCUCCACCUUCCCCAGUGACUUUAUCUGCCAUGACAUCACCCUCCCCUGAGUCUCCCACAUUACCAGGCAGGAGCCCCUCCUCUCCUACCCCUGUGACUUCACUUCUUACCCAUGGUCUGGUGAAGACCACAGACACACUGGGUACUGGCUUGGGACAUGUGACCAGUUUACCUUCAAUUGAGCUCAGCUCCACCACUGAGCUACUGUCCACUUCUGGAGCCUCCACAAGUACAGAGGCGAUUCAGCCUUCCAAAAACAUCUCCAGGACCCAUGGGGUCAACACGAGUUCUGGACCUGAAGUUCAUUCCUCUACCCCAGCUGACUCAGAGCCAUCCAAUGUCACAUCAAUUGUUCCUUUUUCUACCUCUCGAGAGACUGCUGUUUCCACACCAGUGCCUCACUCUACUGAAACUAUGACAGUUGAGACAGCCUCCACAUCGUCUCUGAGCCCUGAACUUAGAGAGACCAGCACCAUCCAGCAGAACAGUUCAACCAGAGAGGAAAUCACUCUUCUUUCCAAAGUGCCCACUGAUACAACCACUGAGCUGUCUAAGACACAACCCAUCUCCUCCAGCAGCACGUUCAUCCCUAGCCCCACUCAAUCCCUAGUGUCCCCAGACACCCCUGCAGGCAUCAUCACCAGCUUCUCCACACCCCCUAUGACCACAGAAUCUGCAGAAAUGACCAUCACCAGCCAGACAGGUCUCCCUGAGGCUGCAUCACAGGGCACACUUACCUUGGACACAUCAAGCAGCUCUCCAUCCUCCUCAGUACAUUCAUCUGCCAUGACGUCACCCUCCCUUCAGUUCCCCAUAGUACCAGGGACGAGCCCCUCCUCUCCCACCCCUGCGACCUCGCUUCUCACCAGUAGUCUCAUGAACACCACAGAGAAAUUGGACACCAUAUUCAAACCAGUGACCACUUCACCUCCACCUUUGAGUAGUCCUAUCAUGGAGACACUUUCCACUUCUGAAUUCUCCACAGAUACAGUGAAAAUUCCUCCUUCCAUACACACCACAGUGACCACUGAGGGUUCCAGCAGUUCUGGCCAUGAACUUAGUUCCUCUGGCUCAAAUUUCUCUGAGUCCUCCAGGGUCACAUAUCCUGCUUCCUCCAUGGAUGGGAUCACUCUUUCCACAUCAAAGCCUUCCUCCUUUGAGACCACAACAUUUGAGACCAACAAAAUUUCCCAUCUGACGCCUGGACUGACGGAGACAAGCGUGACCCUGCGUUUCAGCUCCAGCACACUCACGAACACACCUGCAUCGGCUCUGUCUACUCAUGGUUUGAAGAGUCCCAAGAUGGAUGUUACUUCUUCUGUGACAUCAUCAGCCCCAGUUCAGUCUCUGUCUACACAGGAUACUGAUGUUCCAGUGAAAACAGUCACACACUUUAAUGCUUCUCCCUCCGUAAAUGGAUCUGCUGGUAUAACUCUCCCAGAAUCCAGUCCUUCUAUGCCUGUAUCAGCAAAUACUCAUCACCUACACACAGAUAUGCUGUCUUCAGCUGAGACUACUCUUGUUAACACUCUGACAUCUCCCGUGUCAGAGGCCAUGGCUUCCUUUGCCACAUCUGGAGUUCCAGGUUCCAUCUCAGCUACCUCCUCGGAUGGUCCAUUUUCUAGGACAGAAUCAGACCCCAAGGAGGAUACCAGGUCCACCACUGCAGAUGGUCUACCUUCUUCAGCUUCAACACCAUUCCCCUCUUCAACCUUACAUACCACUGAUCCUUCAGUGAGCUCCCUUUCCCAUUGGAUUACUUCCUCCCCAGCCACCCCAAGCACAGUAGACACCAACCUUGACACAGAGAGCAGAAGGACUAGUGAAUUACCUUUGGUUACGACCAGUACUCUGCAGACUUGGACCCAGCCAUACUGGACAUCUUUGCCACCCAUUAUGGACACUAAAAUGACAGGGAGUGUUGGUUUGGGAAGAGUGACAAGUUCUUUUCAAGUUAUUCCACACUCAACACAGUCAACAAGGACUGAUGACAUUAUGAAGCAUAUCACAAAGAUACCCAAUAAAGCAGCCCAUGGAGGCACCACCAUCCAUACUCCCCAGGCAUCCACAUCUGCUAGUCUUACAGGAUUAUCAACAGGAGGGACAGAGAGGACAGAGACCACUGCCACAGCUCUGAAGACCACAGUGACAGUGACUACCAGAGUGUCUACUCCCACUUCAGGAAUGCCGCCUCUCCUCAGGACAUCAGAUAAAAAGGCCAGCACAAGCACAGUAGGAACGAUCAUCACAACCCCAGACAGUCCAAAGAUGACAGCCUCUUUGACCAUCAGACCUGGAGAUGAGACCAGCACAGUUCCUAUGACAACCCCAUCCAUUUUCAGUAGAGGACCAGAGACUACACCCUCACUGGUCCCUAGUUCUGGGGCAGAAACCAGCACUGUAGUUCCCAUGACAACCUCAUCUAUUUUCAGUAGAGGACCAGAGACUACACCCUCACUGGUCCCUAGUUCUGGGGCAGAAACCAGUGCAGCUGUUCCAAUUCUGACUGUUUCCUCAGAUGAACCAGAGACCACAACCUCAUGGGUCACCCAUCCUGCAGAGACCAGUCCAACUGUUUCCAGGGCAAUCUUCAAUAUUUCUCAUAGUGAAUCAGACAGCACACCCCCAACAACUACAAGUUCUGGGAAAGAAGUCAGUACAGCUGUUCCAACUCCAACUGUCUCCCGUGAAGUACUGGGGAUGGUGACCUCACUGGUUGCUAGUCCUGGGACAGAGACCAGCUCAGCUGAUCAAACUCUGGCUGUUUCCCCUGGUAAGCCAGAAACAACAGUCUCCUUGAUUACCCAUCCUGGGACACAGACCAAUUUAAGUGUUCCAACUCCAACUGUCUCCCCUGAUGUAUCAAGGGUGGAAAUCUCACCAACCACCAGUUCUGGGGCAGAGACCAGCACAAUUUUUCCAACUAUGACUGAUUUCCCACAUGAACAAAAGACAACAGCCUCAUGGGUCACCAAUCAUGGGACAGAAGCCAGUUCCAUUUUUUCAACUUUGACUGUCUCCCCUGAUGAACAAGUUACAACAGCCUCAUGGCUCCUUUCCACAGAGACCAGCACACCUGAUUCCAAAACAACUCUGAAUUUUUCCCCUAGAGAAUUAGACACCACAUCUUCAGCAACCACCAGUCCAGGGGCAGGAGCCAGUUCAGCCACUCCAGUGAUGACUAACUCAUCUAGCAAACCAGUGAUGGUGACCUCCCUGGUUCUUAGUUCUGGGACAGACACCAGUACAACCUUUCCAACUUUGACUGGGUUCCCACAUGAAUUAGAGUCAACAGUGUCCUUGGUCACCCAACCUCCAGAGUCUGACCCAACUGUUUCUAAGACAAUGCCUAUUUCCCAUAAUGAAUCAGAUACCAUGCUCUCAGUGGUCACCAAUCUUGGAGCAAAAGUCAGUUCUGCUGUCCCAACUACAACUGUCUCACCUGGUGUAUCAGGAAUGGUGACCUCACUGGUUACCAGUUCCACAGCAGAGACUAGUUCAACUUCUCCAACUCUGACUGGUUCUCUGCAUGAACCAGAGACUACAGCCUCAUGGGUCACUCAUUCUGAGAGAAAAGUCAGUUCAACUGUUCCAACUAUGACUGUUUUCCCUGAGAAGUCAGAUACAACAGUCUCUUUCGUUACCCAUCCUGAAGAGACCAGCCCAACUCUUCCCAGGAAAACCUCCAACGUUUCCCAUAGUGAAUCAAACACCACAUUCUCAGUGGCUACAAGUCCUGGGGAAGAAUUCAGUUCAGCUGUCCCAGCUACAACUGUCUCACCUGCUGUAUCAGGGAUAGUGACCUCACAGGUUACCAGUUCUGUGGCACAGACCAGUACAACUUUUCCAACUGUGACUGACUCUAUGUACAAAUCAGAGACAACAGCAUCAGGGGUCACCCAUACUGAGAAAGAUGCAAGUUCAGCAAUUCCAACUAUGACUAUUCUCCCUGGGAAGCCAGAUACAACAGUCUCACUGGUUACCCAUCCUGAAGAGACCAGCCUAAGCAUUCCCAGAACAACCCCCAAUGUUUCCCAGAGUGAAUUUGACACCACACCUUCAAUAGCCACUAGUCCUGGGGCAGGAGGCAGUUCAGCUGUCCCAGCUAUGACUACCUCACCUGGUAUACCAGAGAUGAUGACCUCACUGAUCACCAGUUCUGUUGCAGAGGCUAGUACAACUUUUCCAACUCUGACUGAUUCCACACACAAACCAGAGACAACAGCCUCAGGGAUCAUCCACUCUGGGACUGAAACAAGUCCAGCUGUUCCAACUAUGACUGUUUCACCUGAGAAGCCAAAUACAACAAUCUCAGUGGCCACCCAUCCUGAAGAGACAAGUCCAACUUUACCCAGGACAAUCCCCAGUGUUUCCCAUACUGAAACAGACACCACAUUCUCAACAGCCACCAGUCCUGGGACAGAAUCUAGUUCAGCAAUCCCAGCUACAACUGUCUCACCUAGUGUAACCAAGUUGGUGACCUCUCUGGUUACUGGUUCUGGGGAAGAAAUUAGUACCACUCUUCCUACACUGACUGCUUCUCCAGGUCAAAUGGAAACCACAGCCUCAUGGGUGACUCAUUCUGAGCCAAAAGCCAGUGCAGCUAGUCCAACUCCAGCUGUUUCCACUCGUGUACCACAUACAGUGAACCCACAAGCCACCAGUUCUGAGACAAAUGCUAGUAUGGCUAUUCCGGCUCUGACACCUUCUCCCGUUGAGCCAAAGACCACAACCUCACUGGUCACUCAUCCUGGGGUGCAGGCCAGUUCAGCUACUUCAGUUGUCUUCUCUACUAUGCCAAGCUUGGGGACCUCACUUUUCACAAGUUCUGGGACAGAGACAAGUACAGCUUUUACAAUUCCAACUGAUUCUUCACAUAAACCAGAGACAGCAGCCUCAUGGGUCAUGCAUUCUAUGGAGACCAACACUCCUAUUUCCAGAACAACUCCAAGUUUUGCUCAUAGUAAAUCAGACAUCACACCUUCAAUGGUUACAAGUUCUGAGGCAGAAGCCAGUUCAGCCAUUCCAACUACAGCUAUCUCCCCUAGUAUACCAGAUGUUAUGACUUCUCUGAUUACUACUUCGAGAGCAGAGAUCAGUACAACUUUUAGAACUAUGACUGAUUCUACACACGAACCAGAGGCAACAGCCUUAGCAGUCACCCACACUGGGACAAAAACAAAUUCAGCUAUUCUAACUAUGACUGUUUCCCCUGGGAAGCCAGACACAACAGUCUCACUGGUCACCCAUUCUGAAGAGACCAGCCACACUGUUCCAAGGACAAUCUCCAGUGUUUCCCAGGGUGAAUCGGACACCACACCCUCAAUGACUACCAGUCCUGCAGCAGAAGUCAGUUCAGCUGUCCCAGCUAUGACUGUCCCACCCAGUAUACCAGGAAUGGUGACCUCACUGGUUACCAGUUCUGAGGCAGAGACCAGUACCACUUUUCGAACUCUGACUGAUUCCUUAUAUGAAUCAAAGACUGCAACCUCAUGGAUCACCCAUUCUGGGACAAAAGCCAGUUCAGCUGUUCCAACUUUUCCAAUUCUGACUGAUUCUACUCACAAACCAGAGAUGACAGCCUCAGAGGUCACCCAUUCUGGGAAAGAAACAAGUUCAGCUAUUUCAGCUAUGACUGUUUCUGCUGGGAAGCCAGAUACAACAGUCUCACUGGUCACCCAUCCUGAAGAGACCAGCCCAACUGUUCCCAGGACAACCUCCAAAGUUUCCCAGAGUGAAUCAGACACCACAACUUCAACAGCCACCAGUCCUGGGACAGAAACAAGUUCAGCUGUCCCAGCUACAACUGUCUCACCUGGUGUAUCAGGGAUGGUGACUUCUCUGGUUACCAAUUCCAUGACAGAGAUCAGUACAACUUUUCCAAUUCAGACUAAUUCCACACUGAAACCAGAGACUACAGCCUCAGGGGUCACCCAGACUGAAACAAGUUCAGCUGUUCCAAUUCUGAUUGUUUCUCCUGGAAAACCACAUACGACAGUCUCACUUGUCACUCGUCCUGAAGAGACCAGCUCAACUGUUCUCAAGACAACCCUCAUUGUUUCCCAUAGUGAAUCAAACACAACACCCUCCACAAGCACAAGUCCUGAGGCAGAAACCAGUUCAGCUGUCCCAGCCACAACUGUCUCACUUGGUGUUCCAGGGCUGGUGACCUCACUGGUUACCAGUUCCAUGGCAGAGACCAGUAUAGUUGUUCCAACUCUGACUGAUUCCAUGAACAAACCAGAGACUAUAGCCUCAGGGGUGACCCACACAGAAACAAGUUCAGCUGUUCCAACUAUGGCUGUUUCCCAUGGGAAGCCAGAUACCACAGUCUCACUGGUUACUCAUCCUGAAGAGACCAGCCCAACUGUUCCCAGGACAACCUCCAAAGUUUCCCAGAGUGAAUCAGACACCACAACUUCAACAGCCACCAGUCCUGGGACAGAAACAAGUUCAGCUGUCCCAGCUACAACUGUCUCACCUGGUGUAUCAGGGAUGGUGACUUCUCUGGUUACCAAUUCCAUGACAGAGAUCAGUACAACUUUUCCAAUUCAGACUAAUUCCACACUGAAACCAGAGACUACAGCCUCAGGGGUCACCCAGACUGAAACAAGUUCAGCUGUUCCAAUUCUGAUUGUUUCUCCUGGAAAACCACAUACGACAGUCUCACUUGUCACUCGUCCUGAAGAGACCAGCUCAACUGUUCUCAAGACAACCCUCAUUGUUUCCCAUAGUGAAUCAAACACAACACCCUCCACAAGCACAAGUCCUGAGGCAGAAACCAGUUCAGCUGUCCCAGCCACAACUGUCUCACUUGGUGUUCCAGGGCUGGUGACCUCACUGGUUACCAGUUCCAUGGCAGAGACCAGUAUAGUUGUUCCAACUCUGACUGAUUCCAUGAACAAACCAGAGACUAUAGCCUCAGGGGUGACCCACACAGAAACAAGUUCAGCUGUUCCAACUAUGGCUGUUUCCCAUGGGAAGCCAGAUACCACAGUCUCACUGGUUACUCAUCCUGAAGAGACCAGCCCAACUGUUCCCAGGACAACCUCCAAAGUUUCCCAGAGUGAAUCAGACACCACAACUUCAACAGCCACCAGGCCUGGGACAGAAACAAGUUCAGCUGUCCCAGCUACAACUGUCUCACCUGAUGUAUCAGGGAUGGUGACUUCUCUGGUUACCAAUUCCGUGACAGAGAUCAGUACAACUUUUCCAAUUCAGACUAAUUCCACACUGAAACCAGAGACUACAGCCUCAGGUGUCACCCAGACUGAAACAAGUUCAGCUGUUCCAAUUCUGAUUGUUUCUCCUGGAAAGCCAGACACGACAGUCUCACUUGUCACCCAUCCUGAAGAGACCAGCCCAACUGUUCUCAAGACAACCCCCAGUAUUUCCCAUAGUGAAUCUGACACUACACCUUCAACGGCCACCAGACCUGGGACAGAAACCAGUUCAGCUGUCCCAGCUACAACUGUCUCCCCUAGUUUACCAGAUACAGUGAGCUCUGAGACAGACACCACUAUGGCUAUUCUACCUCUGACUCUUUCUCCUGGUGAACCAGCAACCACAGCCUUAUUAGUCACCUCUUCCAGUGCAGAGACGAGCACAACUUCUGCUUCAACUGUUUUUCCUCAUUUACCAGAAACCACAGCCUCACCAUCCAUCUGGCCUGAGUUGGAGACUAGUACAGCUCCUCCAUCUCAGACUGUUUCUCUCAGGCCACCAGAAACAUCCUCUUUCUUCACCAUACCUGUGACCAUGACAGCCAGAGUUGCUCUAAAUCCAACUGUUUCACUUGGGGUUUCUUCAGAAACAGCCUCAGUCUCCACUGGGGAGACAGAACUCAGCACAGCUAUUGCAGUGUCAGCUACUUCCCAUGGUUUACCAGAGACCACAGGUUUCCUGGCCACCAGUCCUGAAGCCAAGGCCAGUACAAGCCUCCCUGCUCUGACUCUUUCCGCUGGUGGUCUUGGGCCUCCCAGGACCUCUGCAACAACUGUUGAGCUUUAUACUGUAACUGCUGGAAACACAGAAACCUCACCACCUGCAACCUCUGUUGAACUCUCAGAAUUUCCCAAAACUGUGACAGGGGACACUGUGACCUUGAGACCAUCGGAGACCACAAUGCAACCUAAAACCAGUCAUGUGGAAGGAGUAAAUACAACCACUAUCCUGAAAACUGCCACUGUUGAGACCACUCAUUUAGCUACCACAGGUUCAAGCCCCACUGUGGCCGAGACCACAACCACCUUCAACACACUGGCUGGAAGUCCUUUUGCCCAUGUGACCACACCUGGAACAUCCGCCUUGGCCUCUGUGACUGUGACUUCAGGAACAACCACUGCAGCUGCAAUUCCUUUCUUGAUGCCUUUUACUGUCAACUUCACCAUCACCAACCUGCGCUACACAGAAGACCUGGGAAACUCGGACUCUAAGAUAUUCAAAGACACUGAGAGACACCUGCAGCUGCUGCUCAGGCCUUUGUUCAGAAACAGCAGCAUUGGUUCCCGGUAUGCCGGCUGUAGACUGACCUUGCUCAGGGCUGAUAAGGGUGAAACAAGCACCAGGAUGGAUGCCGUCUGCACCUACCGCUCAGAUCCCACAGGCUUCAGGCUGGACACGGAACGUCUGUAUCGGGAACUAAGCCAGCAGACCCAGGGUGUCACUCGGCUGGACCACUACACCCUGGACAGGAACAGUCUCUAUGUCAAUGGUUACAACCAUCGGUCCUGGAUCCCCACCACCAGCACUCCAGUGACCUCCACCUUCUCUCCAGGACCUCCAGCAUUUCCAACUUCCAUCCCCAGCUCUACAGUUGCAGACAUGGGCCAAGCCCUGAUGCCAUUCACCCUUAAUUUCACCAUUACCAACCUGUUCUAUACCCCAGACAUGGGGCACCGAGGAUCCGAGAAGUUCAACUUCACUGAGAAGGUUCUGAAUCACCUGCUUGGUCCUCUGCUCAAGAACACCAGUGUCGGCCCACUCUACUCUAACUGCAGACUGACCCUGCUCAGGACUGAAAAGGAUGGCGCCGCAACUGGAGUGGAUGCCAUCUGCACCUACCAUCCUGACCCCACACGGCCUGGGCUGGACAGAGAAAAGUUGUACCGGGAGCUGAGUCAGCUGACUCAUGGUGUCACCAGGAUGGGCAACUACACUCUGGACAGUAACAGCCUCUAUGUCAAUGGUUAUAACCAUCAGUACUGGAUGCCCACCACCAGCACUCCAGUGACUUCUACAUUCUCUCUGGAAUCUUCCACAUCUCUGUCCCCCAUCCUCAGCUCUACAGGCAUGAGCCCUUCUCUGGUGCCUUUCACCCUCAACUUCACCAUCACCAACCUGAACUACACAGAGGACAUGAGUCCCCCAGGAUCUGAGCUAUUCAGCACCAUGGAAAGAAUCCUGAAUCGCCUGCUCAAACCCUUGUUCCAGAAUAGCAGUAUUGGGCUCCUGUAUUCUAGCUGCCGACUGACCUUGCUCAGGCCUGAAAAACACAGAAGAGCCACUGGAGUUGAUGCUGUCUGUACUCACCGACCUAACCCCAUGGGCCUUAAACUAGACCGAGAGAGGCUGUACCGGGAACUGAGCCAUGAGACUCACGGUGUCACCCAGCUGGGAUCCUUCACUUUGGACAAGCACAGCCUCUAUGUCAAUGGAUACACCCAAUGGGCAUCAGCCUCCACCCCCAGUGCUGCUGGGACCUCCUCACCCUUCCCAGGGACCUCCAUGGUGCCAACCCAGUUCCCUAGCUCCACAGGAGUCCCUCCUCUGAUGCCUUUCACCCUCAACUUCACCAUCACCAACCUAACCUUCGAGGAGGACAUGCAGCACCCCGGCUCCUGGAAAUUCAAUGCCACCGAGUUGAUCCUGCAGGGUCUGCUCAAACACAUGUUCAAGAAUAGCAGCAGUCUGGGAUCCCUCUAUUCGGGCUGCAGACUAGCCUUGCUCAGGCCUGAGAAGGAUGGCACAGCCACCAGAGUGGACGCCAUCUGCAUGCAUCGCCCUGACCCCAAAGGCCCUGGAUUGGACAGAGAGCAGCUGUACUGGGAGCUGAGCCACCUGACCCAUGGCGUCACCCUGCUGGGCCCCUACACCCUGGACAGGGACAGUCUCUACGUCAAUGGUUAUACCCAUCAGGCCCUGAACUCCACCCCCAGCAUUGCCACAACCUCUACCAUCUUCCCAGCGACUUCUGUGGCCCCCGUCUCAGUCUCUACAGUAGCCAGCCCUGCCCUGGUGCCAUUCACCCUCAACUUCACCAUCAAUAACUUGCACUAUGUGGAGGACAUGCAUCGCCCUGAUUCCUGGAAGUUCAACAACACAGAGAGAGUCCUGCAGGUUCUGCUCAGACUCUUGUUCAAGAACACCCGUGUGGGCCACCAGUACUCAGGCUGCAGACUGACAUCACUCAGGCCUGAAAAGAAUGGAGCGGCCACUGGAGUGGAUGCGGUCUGCACCCACCGCCCUGAUCCAGUGGGCCCUGGGCUGGACAGAGAGCAGCUGUAUUGGGAGCUGAGUCAGCUGACACACGGUGUCACCCAGCUGGGCCCCUACACCCUGGACCAGGACAGUCUCUACGUCAAUGGUUACUCCCAUCGGACCUCAGCCACCACUGCCAACACCACUGACCUUCACCUGGUGUCCUUCACCCUGAACUUCACCAUCACCAACAUGCACUACACGGAGGACAUGGGGCGCCCAUCUUCUCUGAAGUUCAGCGCCACCGAAAGGAUCUUACAGCACCGACUCAGGGUCUUGCUCAAUAAGACCAGUGUCGGCCCCCUCUAUGCUGGCUGCAGGCUGGAGUUGCUCAGGCCUGAAAAGAGGGGAGCAGCCACUGGAGUGAAUGUAGUCUGCAGCCUCCACUCUGAGCCCGCAAGACCCGCACUGAACGAACAGCAGCUGUACUGGGAACUGAGCCGUGAGACAGGCGGCAUCACCCAACUGGACUCCUUCAGUUUGGACAGAAAUAGCCUUUACGUGAAUGGUUACACCUAUGCAGCCCUGGCCCCCACUACCACCACUGGGGAGGUCAGUGAGGAGCCCUUCACGCUGAACUUCACCAUCAACAACCUGCGCUACUCUUCAGACAUGGGUCACCCAGGCUCCCACAAGUUCAACAUCACAGACACCCUCAUGCAGCACCUGCUCAGCCCGUUGUUCCAGAGGAGCAGCCUGGGUGCCCGGUAUGCGGGCUGCAGGGUCAUCUCCCUAAGGUCUGUGGAAAAUGGUGCCAAGACACGUGUGAACAUCCUCUGCACCUACCGGCGGUCCCCCAGCGGCCCCGGUCUGCUGGCCAAGCAGGUGUUCCAUGAGCUGAGCAGACAGACCCACGGCAUCACCCGGCUGGGUCCCUAUUCUCUGGACAAGGACAGUCUCUACCUCAAUGGUUAUAAUGAACGUGGUCCAGAUGAGCCUCCUACAACUUCCACACCAGCUACCAUGUUCCUUCCCACUUCACCAUCACCUGUGCAACCGGAAUCCACCACAGCUAUGGGAUACAACCUGAAGACCCUCACACUUAACUUCACCAUCUCCAACCUUCCAUACUCAUCAGACAUGAGCAAUGGCUCCGCGAUGUUCAACUCCACCAAGAUGAUCCUGCGUCACCUGCUUGGAUCCUUGUUCCAGAAGAGCAGCUUGGGCCCCUUCUACUCAGGUUGCAGACUGAUCUCCCUCAAACCUGAGAAGGAUGGUGCAGCCACCAGCGUGUAUGUCGUCUGCACCUACCACCCUGACCCCAUGGGCCACAGGCUGAACAUAGAGCAGCUUUACUGGGAGCUGAGCCAACUGACCCAUGGUGUCACCCAGCUGGGCUUCUACACUCUGGUCAAGGACAGCCUCUUCAUCAAUGGCUAUGCACCCCAGAGUUUAUCUAUCCAGAGGGAAUACCAACUAAAUUUCCACAUCAUCAACUGGAAUCUCAGCAACCCAGACCCCACAUCAUCAGAGUACAUCGCCCUGCUGUGGGACAUCAAUGACAAGGUCACCAAACUCUACAGAAGCAGCCAGCUACAAGAUGUAUUCCUCUCCUGCCUGGUCACCAACUUGACGUUGGAUCCCAUAUCGGUCACCAUCAAGGCCCAGUUCUCCUCCAGAGUGGACUCCAGCAUGGUGAAGCAAGUAUUUCUAGACAAGACCCUGAACGCCUCAUCCCACUGGCUGGGUGCCACCUAUCGGCUGACAGAUGUGCACGUGACAGAAGUGGAGCCAUCAAUUCAUCUACCAACAGACCAAUCAACGAUCAGUCCCAGUUUCCAGGAAGUCCAGCUAAAUUUCACUGUCACCAACCUAUUCUAUUCUCAGGACAUGAAGCAGCCAGACACUCCCAAAUACCAGAGAAACAAGAGAAAUAUUGAAGAUGCGCUCAACCAGCUCUUCCGAAACAGCAGCAUCAAGACUCAUUUUUCUGACUGUGAAGUUUCAGCAUUCAGGUCUGUCCCUCCAAGCAACCACACUGGGGUUAACGCUCAGUGUAACUUCGCAUUUUUGGCUCGGAGUCUGAACCGAGUUGUCAUCUAUGAGGAAUUCCUGCGUCUGACCAAGAAUGGCACUCAGCUGCAGAAUUUCACCCUGGACAGGAACAGUCUCCUUGUGGAUGGGUAUUCUCCCAACAGAAAUGAUGUCGUGACUGAGAAUUCUGACCUUCCCUUCUGGGCCAUCAUCCUCAUCUGCCUGGCAGGACUCCUGGUGCUCAUCAUGGGCCUGAUCGGCUUUUUCCUGGCCCGAGUCCACCAGCGGAAGAAGGAGGCGGACUAUGAGGUUCAGCAACUACAGCCCGAUAGCGUGGGCUAUUACCUGCCACACCUGGACCUGAGGAAGCUGCAGUGACACCUGUUUCCCAGACAGUUUCCAGGGGAGGUUGGCUGGAACAGAAGCAAACCACGCUGGUCGGACACAACCUCCAGGCCUUUCUUGGCCUGGCCCCCACCUGGUUCACAGUGGACUGAGAGAAAAGGUCUCCCCUUCGAUGUCCUGAAGACAACUGCAACUUCUGUCUGAUGGGUUCACAUCCUCAGGGACACCAGGAUUGGUGAAAUAGGCACAGACAUGGCUAACGAACAAAAUCGACAUCCCGCUUAAGUGAGGUUUACCUUCCUAGUCACCCCCUGAACACCUCUCUCCUUGACUCCUGGGCAGCCAUCACCCCAUCUCCCUUCCUCCCUGUUCUGCAUCCCCUUCCCCGAAGCCCUGACAGUCUCAAGUUCCUUGUGAACUACCUUAUUCUCUGAUGUUCAGAUUCACCAGGAUGUUCACUGACUCUUCUCCUUCAUCACAGGUCCUCCAAGGUAGGAAAUAGACUAAGAGGAAUGAGUGGGUCAGCCAUGAUUCUGCACUCAGCCCUGGGACUUGGUAUCUGGGAAGGCUGAAUCCCAGAGUGGCAGCAAACUCUAGAGAGAUAGAGUCUACUUUGAAUUUGAAGAUGAAUAAAACUCAGGGGAAAGAUCUGAGAGAAAAAAUAAAGACAGUCCCUUUUUUUAUUUAUUUUUUUUCUGCACUGAAUCUAACUGAAAGGCUAAAGCAGAGACUCCCCAACACGCUGCUCGAAGCAUCCCGGGCAUGAUCCUAAUACUGUAGAUGCUCUGUUACUGUUUAAUACCUCACUCUCAGAAAUUGUAAAUCCCAGACUUGCCUGGUGGUCCAGUGACUAGGACUCCAUGCUCCCAGUGCAGAAGGCGCAGGUUCAAUCCCUGGUCCAGAAACUAAGAUCCUGCAUGCUGUAUAGCACAGCCAAAAAAACAAACCAAAAAACCCCACAUGAUUUAACUUCUGGGUAUUAAGAACAAUUAAGAAAUUAGCUACAUGACUAAAAUCAAAACUAAAAAGAAAAGAAAAAAGAAAAAUUUCCUGGCAGAAAAAACACCUGGAUUCAUAUGUAGAUAAUCUUGACUCAUAAAAUAUAAUGAACAAAGGAAGAAAAUUACAGAAUUUACCUGAAAAUUGAUAAUUAUAAUGGGUCAUUUUCAUAGAUCCUCUCAAGAAAUUAAAAACACAGUGUUUGUUAGCACGUGAUGGGUUAGAGAAUAGUUAAUAAAAUGUUUCUAUGAAACAACUACCAAAGCAUUCCUGUGGCAAAAAAAAAAAAAACAAAAACACAUACUUCUUACAUACAAACAUAAUUUAUAACAUAUUGAGAGAUUGUAGUCAACUACCAGAACAGGACACACCAACACAAGGAAGGAGUUUAUUUUCACAAAUAAAUAAAAGAUCAGGAGAAGGCAGCCGGCGUACAGUGCGGUAGAGAAACAAACUCCCUUGGUUUUUCACUGCAUCACUGUAGAUGUCACGGUGAAUCAGGAAAACACCCUCGCUAGCACCAUUAACAGCAUAAGGCAUUUGUUAAACACUUUAGACUUUAAAUGGAUAUAAUCUAGAGAAGAGGGGGAUCAGACAAUACUCCCAAACAGUGAAAUCCAAAGUAGCUUCUUGGUGGACACAAGAGACCUGACAGGAAAAUCCCAACUCCGAUGGAUCUUUGAUGUGGAUCUUGGGAAGACAUCAGUGGAAACCUACAGCUCUACAAAAAUGGAAGCCAAAUACUGGUAGUGGUUUUGAGGUACUCUUGAUUGGAAGGUCAAAGAAUCCAAAAUGAUGGGCUAAAAGAUAGUAUCCUUAAGUGAAAGUCACUCAGUUGUGACUGACUCUUUGUGACCCCAUGGACUGU
Molecule: messenger RNA, 17964 nt
Organism: Capra hircus (goat)
Lineage: Eukaryota; Metazoa; Chordata; Mammalia; Artiodactyla; Bovidae
Product: mucin-16
Exons: 48
Coding region: 18-16130 (5370 amino acids)
Source: RefSeq, a predicted model, not a curated record